CGCACCUUACGAAAGCGAGUCCGCUAAAGUAGCAUAGCAGCUGUGCUGACAUUGAGAGCGAUAACGGUGGAUAGCCCAGUCUCAUAAUUCCAGCAUGGUAACAGGAAAGCGGCUCGCAGACAUCGGCUAUCGGGCAUUUUCUGCCUCGAUGAUGCUGCUGACGGUGUACGGGGGCUACCUGUGUGCAAUGCGAGGGUACCGCUACAUGGAGAGGCAGAAGCAGCUGAAGCUGGCAGCAGAGAACCAGGAUGCUGAAGUCAUCAAAGACUGACAAAAGCUCUGCUUUUUGCACACAUGUGGACAUUUCUCAUUCCUCCUCGUCUUUAUCCAGCAGCGAAUCGUGAUGUUUAUUCUUCAGAGGACACUUGUGUGAUUCCAGCAAGGGCACGGCGCCCUUAUAAAGACGAGGAUUUGUUUAUAAAGCUCCCAGAAAAUUAACCACGAGCAUAUUUGCAUCACUGGCUUCCGUCAAAUUCAUUCUGAGCUGCACUAUUUCAGGAAUAAGAUGUAAUUGUUUGUGUUAUAUGACAUUAAAUGCAUUCAGCUACA
Neolamprologus brichardi is the source of this 549-nucleotide messenger RNA. It is a transcript of the gene cox14, whose product is annotated as cytochrome c oxidase assembly factor COX14. Lineage: Eukaryota; Metazoa; Chordata; Actinopteri; Cichliformes; Cichlidae. The record is from RefSeq and is a predicted model, not a curated record.